Orcinus orca (killer whale) is the source of this 1677-nucleotide messenger RNA. It is a transcript of the gene WDR55, whose product is annotated as WD repeat domain 55. The transcript is spliced from 7 exons. Gene Ontology annotation, molecular function: protein binding. Lineage: Eukaryota; Metazoa; Chordata; Mammalia; Artiodactyla; Delphinidae. The coding region runs from base 101 to 1282 and encodes 393 amino acids. The record is from RefSeq and is a predicted model, not a curated record.
CCCCCUACCCCGGAAGCGGUGCCCUGGGCCACUCCUCCCGCCGAGUGACUGGUUCUUGGGUUUACCUACCAAUUGCUGCGCGGCUCGGAUCCUCUGGUUCAUGGACCGCACAUGUGAGGAGAGGCCCGCAGAGGAUGGGAGAGACGAGGAGGACCCCGAGUCCACGGAAGCCCCAGCCCGGAUCCGGGACACUCCGGAAGAUAUCGUGCUGGACGCUCCGGCCAGUGGACUGGCGUUCCAUCCGGCCCGCGAUCUCCUGGCGGCUGGGGACGUGGACGGGGACGUGUUCGUCUUUUCCUACUCCUGCCAAGAGGGAGAAACCAAGGAGCACUGGUCCUCAGGUCACCACCUCAAGUCCUGCCGAGCCGUUGUCUUCUCUGAAGAUGGGCAGAAACUUGUUACUGUGUCCAAGGACAAAGCCAUCCAUUUUCUAGAUGUGGAGCUGGGACGACUGCAAAGACGCAUUUCCAAGGCUCACAGGUGCUCGAAGAAGUUCUGUAUCUGUGUCUCUAGUGCCCCCAUCAACAGCCUGCUGCUGGUGGAUGAGAAUGUUCUGGCAACUGGGGAUGACACAGGUGGCAUCCGCCUCUGGGACCAGCGGAAGGAGGGCCCCUUAAUGGAUAUGCGGCAGCAUGAGGAGUACAUUGCUGACAUGGCUCUGGACCCAGCCAAGAAGCUGCUGCUGACAGCCAGCGGAGAUGGCUGCCUUGGUGUCUUCAACAUCAGACGACGCCGGUUCGAGUUGCUCUCCGAGCCUCAGUCUGGAGACCUGACCUCUGUCACACUUAUGAAAUGUGGGAAGAAGGUGGCCUGUGGCUCCAGUGAAGGUACCAUCUACCUCUUCAACUGGGAUGGCUUUGGGGCCACAAGUGACCGCUUUGCCCUGAGAGCUGAGUCCAUUGACUGCAUGGUUCCAGUCACUGAGAGUCUGCUGUGUACCGGCUCCACUGAUGGAGUCAUCAGGGCUGUCAACAUCCUGCCAAACCGAGUGGUGGGCAGUGUGGGCCAACAUGCCGGGGAACCUGUGGAGAAGCUAGCCCUCUCCCACUGUGGCCGCUUCCUGGCCAGCAGUGGCCAUGACCAGCGCCUCAAGUUUUGGGACAUGGCCCAGCUGCGGGCUUUGGUGGUGGAUGACUACCGCCGGCGCAAGAAAAAGGGAGGGCCACUACGGGCGCUGAGCAGCAAGGCCUGGAGCACGGAUGACUUCUUUGCAGGACUGAGGGAGGAGGGAGAGGACGCCACAGCUCAGGAGGAGGAGGAGACUGAGGAUGACAGUGACUGAGGGAAUGAGCUGAAUCUCAGGAUGGGUUCUCAGCGGACAAGAGUCUUGUUUUCUGGGCUGGAUCCCUAGAGAGGCUGGGAAUUUAAAAUAUCCUAUUGUGCACAAGAAGAUGCUCAGGAUCGGCACACUGAUGUGGGGAAGUACUUGCCCUGUAGCAGCUGCUCACUCCACCACUGUAAGACAAGCCCACAGCUGGCGCAAGACAGCACAGACACAGGUGUAAACCAACCAGGGGUUUAAUAUAAAUACAACCAGCAUAGAAAAACUCAAAACUACGCAUACACCAAAACCAGAAUGCCAAGUGGUUGGGGCAAAGGCAGAUUUCUGACCCUUUGGCUCAGCCAGCCCCCAAAUAAAAACAUCAACAAAGACAAAUCAAGAAAAUAAGAAGCAAA